Tribolium castaneum (red flour beetle) is the source of this 1125-nucleotide messenger RNA. It is a transcript of the gene CycH, whose product is annotated as Cyclin H. Gene Ontology annotation, molecular function: cyclin-dependent protein serine/threonine kinase regulator activity. The record is from RefSeq and is a predicted model, not a curated record. The coding region runs from base 86 to 1078 and encodes 330 amino acids. Lineage: Eukaryota; Metazoa; Arthropoda; Insecta; Coleoptera; Tenebrionidae. Gene Ontology annotation, cellular component: transcription factor TFIIK complex; nucleus. The transcript has 5 exons. Gene Ontology annotation, biological process: regulation of cyclin-dependent protein serine/threonine kinase activity; DNA-templated transcription; regulation of transcription by RNA polymerase II.
AGAGAGGUCGGCACGUUGCGUGACAGCCGUCAUGUGUCAAACUAGCACGUAACCUAACUAAACAAAUUUCAAAAUCGCUCAAAAUAUGUUUUCCACGAGCACGCAGUGUAAAAAUUGGAUGUUUAACAGCGAAGAUGAGUUAAAUAAAUUACGCGAAGCUGCGAAUUUGAAGCAUAUCCAAGCCUACGGCCGCCACAUCAAUGAAGCCGCUCGUUUCGAGUUUUUUCUCACUGCCGAGGAGGAAAAGAUAAUGGUGAAACGUUACGAAAUCCGAUUACGCGAUUUUUGUAAACGGUUUCAACCUCCGAUGACGCGGUGUGUGAUCGGGACUGCGUUCCAUUAUUUCAAGCGUUUUUACAUUCACAAUUCGGUAAUGAACCACCAUCCUAAGGAGAUAAUGGUCACGUGUAUUUAUUUAGCGUGUAAGGUUGAAGAGUUCAAUGUUUCCAUUCAGCAAUUUGUUGCCAAUCUCAAAGGCGACAGGGAGAAGGCCACUGAUAUUAUUUUGAACAACGAGUUGUUGCUGAUGGAGCAGCUGAAUUUCCAGUUGUCGAUUCACAAUCCGUUCAGGCCAGUGGAGGGACUACUAAUUGAUAUUAAAACUAGAUGUGCAUUAAAUGAUCCUGAACGUUUAAGGCCUGGAACUGAACAUUUUCUCGAGAGAGCAUUUUUAACAGACGUUGUGUUAUUGUAUUCUCCGAGUCAAGUGGCACUAGCUGCUGUUUUACACGCAGCCUCAAAAUUGCAAGAAAAUUUAGAUUCUUACGUCACUGAUACACUAUUUGGGGUUGAGGGAAGUGGCAAAUUGGCUGAAUUAAUUGAAGCCGUGCGAGCUAUCCGAUCUAUUGUUAAAAUGGUCGACGCUACGCCUGAUAAAAAUCAACAGAAACUUUUAGACAAGAAAUUGGAGAAGUGUAGGAAUCCUGAAAAUAAUCCCGAUAGUGAAAUAUAUAAGAAACGAAUGCAGGCUUUGCUGGACGAAGAUGACGAUUUGUAUCACCGUAUUUCGACAAGGACUGAUUCUUUGGAUAACUCCGCCUUAGGCAUGUCAGUGGGUGGUUCACCCGAAGUAGCGUAAUAUUGUGUACUGUAUUUCAAUUUUGUGAAUAAAAACUAUAACUUAAA